AAAAUUAAAAAUAGAAAAAAAACCAAAAUUAAAUAAACAAAAAAUACGCAAUCAGCCGGCAGAUGUCAGUAGUAUCCGAAAAAAUGUUUUCCCAAGAAAAUGCCGCCAUCUGGCGUUAAAUAAAAUUUAAAAUCAGCAGCUAACAGACGGAAAUGGGGGUAACACUGUAGUUGUCUACAAUAGUCUGUAUCAGUGCAUCAAUAAUUAAAUAAAUAUUAACAAUAACUUUCAACAAUAACUUAAAUUUAAAUCCACCGCAAAUAAUAAAUCCAUAAUUUAAAAAUAAAAUAAUUGUUGUGCGUUAUUUAAGUUCAAAUAACUCGCGCCCAAGUCCGGGUGGCAGGUAGCUGGGAGUAGUGAUCAGCUCACAGUAGCUUUGGUGCAUUACGGACGUGACAGCAAAGACUCGGUCAAGUUUAUAAAGAAUCGUCCAUCUCCAUUAAAAAACUCAUCGCUCAUAAAUAAAUAUAUCAAAAAACAAUAUUAAUUUAAUAAAACACCUGGAAAUGGAGCUAUGGACAGAAGCUGGAGAUCUAGGGUUAAUUAAUUAGCUCCACAUGUUUUGGUUACUUUACUUUUUUAUUUUACAUACACAAAUUUUCGCUUGCUAAUGAGUAAAUUCAAGUAUAAAUUAAUAUUAGCAUAGUUAUUAAGAAUAAAUAUGGCGAAAAUCCUAAAUAAGGACCCGGUUACCUAUGAGAGAGAAAGACUGUCGUUUCUCAAAGAACUUCAUCAUUUUCAUGAAACCAGAGGAACCGGGUUUAAAAAAUAUCCUAAAAUUAGCGGCAAUGAAAUCGAUCUUUAUUUACUUUAUCUACUUGUUACUGCACAUGGUGGCUGGAUUAAGGUGAAUACCAGAAACGAGUGGUCGAGUCUCUGCGAGCAGUUUCAUUUACCCAGCGGCUGUGUUAAUAGUGGAGUCGGACUCAAGCAAAUAUAUUUACGGUAUUUAGAUAGGUAUGAAAAAGUCCACUUUCUUGGCGAAGAUGGACAGCAGGCUGAUGACGACGACGAGGAUUCGAGACAUCGGAAAUGGUCCGCGAGAUCACUGCACUCUGUUCCGCUUACUUACAAUCAUCAUCAGCACAAUGUUGCAGAAUCACUCCGUGAAUACAACGGGCUGUCAUCGAACCUCUACAAGCCCUCAAACUACGACAAACUGGCCCUGUCUCUCCUCUCGCCUCUCCCGAACGAGCAGGACUUUGCAAUAAACGUCUGCACACUACUCUCCAACGAGGGCAAGCACACCCUGCGCCUCGACAAGUACCCCCGGCUGAUCAACAUCUUAUUAGCUCACGCCGGAGUCUUCGACUCCCCCGGAACGCGGCACCUCUUCAUCGAAGUCUACUCCCGUGUCCGCAACUACUCGAUCAACUCCUUCUGGUCCGACGUCCUCGACUCUCCCCAGGUCCUGGACCUCACCGACGAGCGGACCUUCAUGAAGAAGCCCACCACCACGUGUCUCAACACCUUCUCCCGUCGCAAGAUCCUCGACAAGAACAAAAAAGACAAAGACAAAGUCCAGGAUCGGGACAAGGACCCAGGCAAGAGCAAGGACAAGAACCGGGACAAAGAUAAAGAUAAACCCCAGGACAAGGAAUGCAUCAACGGCGACGACUCCAUGGAAGUCGAUCCCCCAUCAACCCUAGAGUGUCCAAGACUUACCUCAACGACAUUGUCAUCCCUGUCGACGAUCUCCAGUUACCUGGAUGACAACUGCUACGACCAGAAUCAAAACUCAAUAAUUAAAUUCGAAGACGAGGACCGGGACUUGUUCUGCAUGGGCCGUACCCUGGGUACUCAGGAUCCCUACGGUCAGCGAGUCCUGCAGAUCGCCUCCAUUCUCAGGAACUUGAGUUUCACUCCCGAGAAUGCUGCUAUUUUAGGAAAAAAUCGAUGUUUUUUAAGAUUUGUGCUGUUGUGUGUGCGCGCGAGGUGGAGUAAUUUGCACCAGUUGGGUUUCGACAUCCUGGGUAACAUUUCCGGUGAAAUCGAACUUAAAGAAAUCGGUGAGCGGUUGACAGAAGGAAUAAUAACGUGCAUUGUUCGAGGAAUCGAUUCGACGGAUCGAUUUGUAGUGAUCUCGUGUCUGGAGGUUCUCAAUAAAAUUAGCCAGCAUGACAGCAACGAGGAACUGGUGACGUUUGGCCUAGACGACGAGGUCUUUGAAUUGAUUUGCCGAUUUUUGGCACUGAGUGACAUCGCGCUGCUGGUUUACACUCUCGAGUGCUUGUACGCGCUGACGUCACUAGGGGAGAGACCGUGCACUAGCUUGGCGAGGGUACGUGGUGCUAUUGACACCCUGGUGGCGCUGGUGACGGUCGAGGCGCAGAGCUACGGGCCCAAGGCAUGCAUACUGAUGCGGGUUGUGGAGACAGUGAGUACGUUGGCGACUUCCAGCGCGAGUCAGAGCCAGAGCACGACGAGCACUGCGACAACCACGGCGGUACAGGCAACUCAACCUGUGACCACUCCCGCGGUGACCACGGCGGUGGCGACCCCGAUCCCGGCUCCGGUUGUCAGCCCGGCGACCUCGAGACCCACGACUCCGGCUACGCCUGCGGUCAAAGUUGCGGCUAAUAAAGCUAUAGAGGCUGCUAAUUCGCUGCAGCAGCAGCAUGCGCAUCAGCAGAUUAUACAAGAGAAUGAACAGUUUGCUUUGGGGUGGCUCAGGGCAACCUUUGAACUCGCGCCGGGAGUUAAGAUUGAGCAGGAGGAAUUGUAUAAAAAGUAUUUGAGUUCUUGUACUAAAAUUGGACGACGUGGGGUUAUUGCGCCGUUACAUUUUCCACGUUGUGUAAGAUCAGUAUUCGGUGGAACGAUCGGACCGAACCCCCUGAAAGGAGAGAACAGCAGCACGCAGUACUACGACGGGAUCCGGGUCCGCGCGAGCCCAGCUCCUAUUACAUAUCCAAGCCAGUCGUCGUCGCCCGCUCCAGUGACAUCCUCAUCAACACCAGCAGCAGCAAAGGUGCUACAACAAAUACAACAGCGUACAGUCACUAAAAGUCCUGCACCCGACAGCACGGCCCCCGAUACCAAUUCAUCCAAGACAAUUAAUCAACCAACCACCAACUCCACCGUCCAGACUCCCGCGUCUCCCAUACUAAAGGCCCACUUGUCAGCCCCACCGAAACCGACACCCAACGCGACUAUCAACCAACCCCAGAUUAUUACAAAGGUUGAUUCCAAAAGUCAGGUGUCAGUCACUCAUCCUCACCUGAGCCAGGCUUUACUUGCCAGCGGAUCCCAGCCUCAGCAGCAGAACCAACAUCAACCUCAGCUUCAACUUCAGACUCAAGCUCAGGUUCAGAGUCAGGUUCAGACUCAGGUCCAGAACCAGACUCCCCAGCAACUGAUUCAGGUGGUGACGAAAGACGAACGUGGUACCACGUCAAGUUCAAUAAUAAAAAGCCUAUUGGCUACAAAGGUAACGGUCAGCGGCGACUGCAUGCCCAGCGCCGCUGCAACCUGUGUGUCUACUUCGAAUGCCUGUGUAACAAAUACUACUAGCAUCCAAACAACCAUCAGUGCCAACCAGCUAACAAACAACCAGGUCGCUCAGAGACAACAACAGCAAAGAUUGCUUCAGCAACAGAUGGCGACACCAACUACUUCUACUGCAACGACGCCCUCUACAGUUGUUCUGAAAACCCCAGGGAAACAAAGGGCGAACAAAAAAGUCCAGCGGCUUAAUGGAACAAAGAUUGUUACUAACAAUUGUGAAAAGAUGGAAGUCAACGACGAAACGGUGACAUCCAGCACUUCAGUGAUCGUAGUCUCAACAAUGACCGAUAACCAUAUCACCCAAAAAGUUUGCCGACCUCCAAUAACCCCCAAGUUCUUGAAUCAAAAAACCUACACCCCGCCCGUGACCGAGGACUCUGAUUCCACCAACAACUCCCUGGCAUCCAGCAGCGGUAUCGGAAGCCGCGACUGUUCCGGUGCCGCCGAAGAGAAUUCGAUCACGAGCUUCGAAGGAAUUUUACAAAACGGCGCCACUGACCUGGACCAGGACAGCAGUUCCAAGGAGUCCAGUGUAAGUUCCCGCGGGAAACAAAAUAUAAUGCUAGCAGAUUUACUGGAACGCAAAGUCGACAAGGAGACUCUGGUCAACGGAGUCUUAAACCGAAACUCAUUAGAAAAAAUAAGCGGAUUUGAUAAUCAUGUCAAGAAAUUAAAAGAAUCUCCAGAUGAUAUUAAAGACAAGGAUGUCAAGAUUAAAGUAGAGUGUGAAGAAUCCGGGAUGUCAAUUAAUGAUGAUACCAUGAUAGAGGCACCGCGUAUCAAACGAUCUGCCAGCGACGCUGAUGAAAAUUCCAUUAAAAAGGUCAAGUACUCGAAUGGAACCAGUACUUGGCCAGAGACAGACAGCGCCACCGUCGAGUCCACAGUCUCGUCGAUAAAGUCCGAGGACGAUGAUAAAGAAGAAAAAUUAACUGUUUCAUCGACUGCUGCUAACUUGUACGCAGCCCUAGCAGCAGACAUAAUCGAAGACGAGACAGACCUCGAGGAACCAGUGAAAGAAGAGCCUAGAUUUCCUGAGCAACUGGUCCAGCAGCAGGUUCACGUCCAGGUUCCUCAGCAGCACGUCCAGCCCCAGCAGCUGAUCGUCGCAGCUCCUAGACAAAUUGUCGUCCAGGCGAACAAUCAAGUCCUUAGUAACCUGAUCCCGGGACAGAUGAAGACCCGGACAACGCAGCCCCAAGUUCUUUUGCAGCAAAGUGCUGGUGGUCAGCUGCAGUACGUAGUCUCUGGUGGUGUCCCAGGUCAGAAUUAUGUGCUGGCCCAGUCUCAGACGGCCCUGGUCCAGGGUCAGGCUCAAACAGUUCUCGUCGCGCAGACGACCCAGCAGCAGGGAACCGGUGCCAAAACGAUCAUAAUUCUCCAGCCCCAGGCUGCUCAAGCUGGAGGUCAUCAGAAAGUCGUAGCCAUGACCCCACAGGGUCAGCAAGUCGUUGUGACCCAGAUGCCUCGGCCGAUAUUACAGAGCUCGGGUAUCAGCAACGUCCCGCCUCCAUUAGUACCGACCUCUGCGACGAUACAGAACUCGAUUAUCGUCAACACUUCGAUUGUAACGCAGAGUAACCCCAAUACUGUCACUGUAACUAUUCCUGCCAUGACACAACAGUGCCCAGUUACCAGCAGUCUACCGUCCAGAGUUGUCACUCCUACGCCUGCGUCAACUCCGCCGCCUACUAGACCGACGACACCCCACCAGGCUGCGGUUACCAACGUCAAGGUAAAGAACAAAACAACAACGUCGACUUGUACUGCUGUUGGUAAUGAAGACAAACCCUCAACCAGUCAGAGCAACCUAGCGGAUAAAGUUGUCAUCAAGUUGGACCCCAAUUCUUUUCUCUGCGAGUGGAGGGGAUGCUUGAAGCAAUUCAAGACUGCGCAUGAAGUUUAUAUGCAUGGCUGUGAAACUCACUGUCCGACGGAUGCUGAGGAAGUGGUCUGUCUCUGGGCCAGCUGCGAUGGCUUGAAGAGAAGGAGGUUCUCUUUGAUGACUCAUCUGUAUGACAAGCAUUGCAAUCCGGAACGCAUGGCGUUUUUGAGAAGGAAAAAUUUAGCAGCGAAUGGUAAAGCAGAAAUAUCGACAUCGACGACAACACCUACGGCGGCAGCAUCAGCAGCAGCGACGGCUUCACACCCAGGAUACGCGCCCAAUGCUGCGCUCCAUGCGAUAAAACGUCACGCCCUAGAGUUCAUAAAUCCCAAGGAAUUGAUGCAAAGGCCCAGCAAGCCGGCUGCUGCUGCAACUACCGUCAGUUCUUCUCCUCGACCUGGUCAAAAUUCUACACCGGAACAGGAUGACAAUGAGGGUCCAGUUACUAAAAGUAUUCGCCUAACGGCAGCUCUAAUUCUCAGAAACCUAGUCAUAUAUUCUGCACAUGGUCGAAGGCAUCUCAGAGCGUACGAGCCACACCUAGCAGGUGUCGCCCUCUCUAACGUCGAGUCAUCUCGAACAAUAGCCCAAGUUCUCUACGACAUGAAUGAACAAAGUAACGGCAGUAAUAGGUGACCUUUUCAUUAUUGUUAUCAUACCUAAUUUAAUUUUUCCAAUCAUAAUUAAUUAAUGAACCUAAACAUAAACAUAAACAUAAACACUGUGAGCAGCGAUCAAUAAUAACAUUUUUUAAAAUACAAUUAUUAUUAUCAAUUGACUAAUUAAUUAAUUAAUUAAUUAGUUAAUUUAAUGAUUAAUUAAUAAGAGUACAUAGAAAGCUUAUUAAGUGUAUAAAUAAUAAUUAAUUAAUUAAUUAAUUACAUAAACAAAAUGAUCAAUGUCAUAGACAAUUAAGUAUUAAAAUAAAUUAUAAUUGAAACAAUGAGGCCUAUUAACUUAUUAGGCAUUAAUGAUUGCCAAUAAUUAUUGUUUUUUAGGUUAAUGUUAAUUAAUUAAUUAAUUCUGAGUUUAGUGUCAUAAAUUAAUUUUUUUAUAAUGAUAUUGACAGUUACUAUUUUUUUUACUCAUUCAUUUUUCAAAAUUAUUUAUUUGAGGUCAUUGAUAAGAAAAAAUUUUGAGGUUUGUUUUGGGAGCAGGUUAGGGUUCAAUUCAAAUUACGAAAAUUUACUGUCGCCGGUAAUUAGUUUAUAUAUAAAUAUAUGUUUUUUAUAUUGGUAAUUAUGGAAAGUCUUCUCAGAGAGUAAUGGCGGUCGUUUCACCCCCACUCUUAAAAAUUUGUCUAGUGUUUUGCUAUUGCUUAAUGGUUACGAUGGAAGCCGAAGAUUCCCGAGGGGAAACGCGGAAUCUCUGGGAAAACUUUUUCUAUUGUUUUUGAGGUUACGUUUAGGAGGAAAUUGAUUUUUUGUACUGAGGAAAAUAUGAAUUUUUAUAUUUUUUUUGAGGUCGAUUUUUGUAAUUUAUUUUUUGAGGUUAAAAUUUUUUUUUAAUUCAGGGUUUUCUUAAACACCGCCCCUUCUCUUCUUUUUGUAGGGUAAAGUAUUGACUAAUUUUUUAAGAGUGGGGGUAAAAAACUGCAGCGACUUUUUUUUAGUCUAAUUUUCAAAAAAGUGGUGGGGGAACUGUCCUUCGAAAGCAACAAUUUUUUUUAAGACCAUAGAUCUUUACCCGUACUUUUAGAAAAGUAGUUUUCCGCCAUUUGUUAACGAUAACAUUCGAACCCGAGUACUCCCGAUUAUUCCCGAAAGCGGUUUUCGGAACCGAUACUCAAAAUUUUUAAAUAAUUUUCUCGAAAUUAAUUUUUAUACCUGAGUAAGUUUACCGUAUCCUCCACCACUACACUUUUUAUUUGCGCAUGCGCAAAUUUUAUGGUAGAGAAAUAGGAAAAAAUUUCCCCUGCGACUAUACAAAAAUACCGCCAUCUCUAAUACUUUUAUUUUUUUAUUCAAAUUAAAAAUUUUCUCCAAAGCCCCCCUCUAUUACUUUCCCCCACUCUUUUCUUAUAGCAGCCGCGCAUGCGCAGUAAAAAAUGGCGGGAAAUUUUUGAAUUCUACCGGUUGUAUAGUAAAGGGGGAAAGAUUAAUGGCGCGUAAAAAUCCUUCCCAACUGAAAUUCAAAAAUUCAAAAAAAAAAACCGCCAUCUUAAAAAUUUUCACUAUCCGACCCAAAAAAAAUUCAAAAAUCUCAAAAAAAAACCUACCCCCCCCAAUUACUUUCCCCCACUCUUUCUCACCCUCACCACUGGUGCGCAUGCGCAGUAAAAAAUGGCGGGAAAGUAAUGUUUUUACCCGGCGACUUUGAAAUUAAAAAUUACCCUUAAUUUUGUUAAUAUCUUAAGUAAGUAAAUGAUCAGACGUAAAUUGCAUUUAUAUUUUUUUAAAUUUAAAUAAAAGUACUAUCUAUAAAUCGUAAUUAUAAGAUCGUAUGUAAAUUACAUACCUGUAAAUAAAUUAAUAAUCACUUUCAUGUAAUCAUUAGCUGUAAUAAUGCUCGGUAAUUUUUUUUCAAUAACAAUCUUGUGUAUAGAUUUAAUAAUAAUAAUAAUAAUAAUAAUAAUUAAUAAUAAUUAAUAAUAAUUAAUAAUAAAAUUAUCGCAACACAAUUUUGUAAUUAUUUAACCGUGUAAAC
This is a messenger RNA of Microplitis demolitor, 8038 nucleotides long. RefSeq names its product AT-rich interactive domain-containing protein 2 (gene Bap170). The record is from RefSeq and is a predicted model, not a curated record. Lineage: Eukaryota; Metazoa; Arthropoda; Insecta; Hymenoptera; Braconidae. The transcript has 14 exons. Gene Ontology annotation, cellular component: SWI/SNF superfamily-type complex. The coding region runs from base 662 to 6028 and encodes 1788 amino acids. Gene Ontology annotation, molecular function: DNA binding. Gene Ontology annotation, biological process: regulation of DNA-templated transcription.